CAGCAGUUAUAUGUUCCCAGGCCCCAUCUCAGCUCUGCCUGCCCAGCACCAUGAAGGUCCUCGUGGCUGUCCUUUUUGUCCUCCUCUGCACCACAGCCCUCUGCUCCCCAGACUCCUGUUGUGGUCAAGACAGGGUUCACAGCCCACCUACCUGCUGCUUCACCUUUAUCUCCCAGCCAAUACCCCGCAACCUUGUGACUGCCUAUUUUAAGACCAGCCAGUGCCCCCACCCUGAUAUCAUCUUUCUCACCAUAAAGCAGCGUCUGAUCUGUGCCAAACCUAGCGAUGCCUGGGUCCAGGAAUACAUCAGAGACCUGGAUCAGAAUGCCUGAGUGGUCCAAGGAACAAGUCAGAGGUGUGGGUAGAUCAGGGAGCAGGAACCUGAACCAGGGGUCCGUGCAACCUGGGAACCCCUCUCCUAUGAUCCCUCAUUGGAUGUUUUCUCAGAAACUGUAUGACACCCUUAUUUCAAUAUUCAGGGUGAUAUUGAUUGAUUCUGCUCCUCUCUC
This is a messenger RNA of Choloepus didactylus (southern two-toed sloth), 509 nucleotides long. Its product is annotated as C-C motif chemokine 3-like. Lineage: Eukaryota; Metazoa; Chordata; Mammalia; Pilosa; Megalonychidae. Gene Ontology annotation, molecular function: CCR chemokine receptor binding; chemokine activity. Bases 51 to 332 code for a protein of 93 amino acids. The record is from RefSeq and is a predicted model, not a curated record. Gene Ontology annotation, biological process: chemokine-mediated signaling pathway; neutrophil chemotaxis; inflammatory response. Gene Ontology annotation, cellular component: extracellular region. The transcript has 3 exons.